CGUACUUGCCUUUCAGCCUCCAGAGUGAAGAAACUGACUCUCCUGUUGCCGGCAUGUCGAGUUUGCUCAGCAUCGCGGUCCUGCUGGCUGUGGCCUCCGGCGGCUUUUGUGAGAAGGUGUUCCUGCAGCGAGCCGGCAAAGACUUCAACAGCAGACAGUACAGCUCUGUGCUGACUGUGAACAACGGAGAGAGGUUUGGAGACUGGACCUGGCCUGAGAUGUGUCCUGAUAACUUCUUUGCUGUUGGAUUCAGUGUCAGGGUGGAGACCGACCAGUACGGGGGGGACGACACCGCCCUGAACGGGAUCCGCCUCAUCUGCUCCCAGGACGAGAGCCGCAGCUUCCUGUAUUACGUCGAGUCACACACUGGACAUACCGGAGAAUGGUCCCAUCCUCAGUACUGCCCUGGCGGCGUGCUGACAUCUUUCCAGAUUCGCGUGGAGCCCCGCCAGGGACUGUUAGGAGACGACACGGCCGUCAACAACAUCAAGUUCCGCUGCAGCAGCAACCCAACGCUGGAGGCGCCCGGCAUGCAGUGGGGCGACUACGGCUACUGGAGUGAAGACUGCACCAACGGAGGCAUCUGUGGCAUAGAGACCAAGAUGGAGGAGUACCAGUGGGCCCUGGACGACUCUUCUCUCAACGACGUCCGGCUUUUCUGUUGUAACAAAUCUCAGCAGUGAUCAACUGAUUCUAGAACAUCUUUGAUACCUUCCAACUAAAGAGCAUUACAAUUGGAAAGCUAUAAUAAAACACCUUUAAUCACAGAUCUUUGGUGGAUUGCUUUCAAAAUCCCAUUUUCUGCAGUUUUGCACAAAAAAAGUUAAAUCAAACCUAUUUCACCAAUAUUAAUAAUCCUAAAAAAAUAAGAACUCUUCCUUGUUGGACGUGGCAAACUAUUCGCCUCUUGUUCAGGUGAAGACCUCAGCAGUGUGAGAGUAUUAUCACUUAAUGUCCAAUGAGGCUUCAGCAAAGUCAGAAGAAGCAUAAGGUGCUGAUGUAAGCCUUUCACUGAACUCCUGCCGCGGCUGAGGUAAUUACCAAAUGACAGGAGAGUUGGUGCUAAUUAAUUUACAGUUUAAGUCUGACAAAGGUUGAUAAGACACCGACUGGAAACCACAGAGGUAAUGGUUCUAAUUAAUCUGGGAGGAGUUAAUCGGCUAACAGAGUGUGUGUGCCGGGUCAGGGGGGAGAACUUGAGGAGGUUAUCUAACAAUGAGGUAAUGGUUUUUCAAAGAUUUUGCAAAUCAAGACAAAGUGAUUCCAGUCUUUGGAUGCCGCUGCGUUGCCCCUCGGCUGUGAUAAUGAAUGCUCCGGUCCAGACCACAUAUUAAACUUCGGAGCUCACUGGCCGGAGACGGAGGCUUAAGUGCACUUUGUUGGCCCUCAUGAAAGAAUGAAGAUGAUCAUGUCAGCUGGAUAAAUGCUGCGUCACUGAUUUCUGUCUGCUGUUUACUUUUAGCUAAAAUGAAGUCUGAGAGUCCAGAAAGUCAAUCACUGCUUUAAGUCCAGAAAUGCUUUUUGCCCAUUCCUGCUGUAUUAGAUAAUGAUAGAUGGUACUAUGAGACAAAAAAGACUAAAGCAUAAGUCAACCAAUAAGACAAUAUUGUUAAAAUAAAUUGUACAAGCAACUUGCA
Molecule: messenger RNA, 1637 nt
Organism: Poecilia reticulata (guppy)
Lineage: Eukaryota; Metazoa; Chordata; Actinopteri; Cyprinodontiformes; Poeciliidae
Product: vitelline membrane outer layer protein 1 homolog
Source: RefSeq, a predicted model, not a curated record